Molecule: messenger RNA, 2882 nt
Organism: Daphnia pulicaria
Lineage: Eukaryota; Metazoa; Arthropoda; Branchiopoda; Diplostraca; Daphniidae
Gene: mal
Product: molybdenum cofactor sulfurase-like
Exons: 15
Coding region: 396-2804 (802 amino acids)
Biological process (GO): Mo-molybdopterin cofactor biosynthetic process
Molecular function (GO): molybdenum cofactor sulfurtransferase activity; molybdenum ion binding; pyridoxal phosphate binding
Source: RefSeq, a predicted model, not a curated record
AUUACCACCACAGAAUAAGUCAAAUUAAAUUUUUUUAAUAAGCUUUUUUUUUAAAAAAUAUAAUGGUUUGAUGGUUUCUGAAUUUCCGUCUUCCGUUUUGUUCCGUACUUCCGUUCUAAUUCCAGUUGCACUAGUCAAUAUGGUAAUUAGCGCAACAACAGAUUUUACCCGUUUGACUAUUUACAAAUGACAUUCACGAAAAACAACAACAAUUGAGCAACAAGUCAACAACAGCAAUUUGACCAUAAAAGUACGUAACGUAAAUUCUAUGGUAAUUGCUUUCUUGCUGAGUUAAAUCGUAAAAAAAACCUUUAUAUUAUAUAAGGAGUUACGGACCAAGACUCACCACUUGUUUUAAGUUGAUUCAUGUUGUGACAUCCAAAAAAGAUCCAAUAAUGGAAAAAGAUGUGUAUGGAGAAGAGGCUUGGCAAUCUAUAAACAAAAACUUUGAUCAUGUGAAGGGCCUGUAUUUAGAUCAUGCUGGAAGUACUCUAUAUUCUAAAUCAAUAAUAGAGAAUUCACUUACUGAACUAACCCAAAAUUGUUUUGGGAAUCCACAUAGUCGAAACAUCCCAAGCAAAAUAACAAGUGAUUUAAUUGAUCAAACACGGAUUGAACUUCUUGAUUUCUUUCAAGCAGACCCUGACCAGUAUGCUGUAAUAUUUACAUCAGGUGCUACUGAUAGCCUCAGACUAGUGGCAGAAAGCUUCAAAUUUUCAAAUGACCCUGAUGUUGGUGAAUGUGGUUCUUUUGUGUACAUUAAAGAGAGCCAUACAUCUGUCAUAGGAAUGAGAGAAUACUUUAAAUCAUUUGUUCCAUGUUAUGCUUUACCAUGUGAUGAAAUCACGACGUACUUAAACCCAGGAAGCGCAACUAUUCCCAUAGCUGAACACAAAAAAUCAAAUUUUUUAUCUUCAAAUACCGAUGAAAAUAAAGUUAGCCAUAAUGAGAAAUGCAGUGCCAACCAACAUGAAAAAUUCGAGUCAUCGUCCAACUCUUUGUUUGUCUUUCCUGCCCAGUGCAAUUUUAGUGGUUUCAAAUAUCCUCUAGAGCUAAUCGCGUUUGCCCAAGAAAAUGGCUUCUCCGAAAUGAAGAGUGAUCUGUGUUUAAACAGAGAAUUAAUUAGAAAACAGAAAAAGAAAAAUAAUUGGUUUUGCCUUUUGGAUGCUGCCUCAUUUGUGGGCACCAAUCAAUUAAACCUUUCCGUUUGGAAGCCAGAUAUGGUGGCUGUAUCUUUUUACAAGAUAUUCGGUUACCCAACAGGUUUAGGUGCUUUAAUUGUGCAUCGACGAGCUAAUCGUGUGUUACAAAAAAAGUAUGUUGGAGGAGGAACUGUGGAUGUUGUAUCGUCAUCGCGAGACUUUCAUGCAGCUCGCCAACUGCUGGAAGAAAAAUUCGAGAAUGGAACUAUCAAUUUUCUUGCAAUACUCUCACUUCGCCAUGGAAUGCGUGAGCUGAAGCGACUCGUUACAACAAUGGAGAAUGUAUCCAUCCAUACCUUUCAGCUGGGACAGCUAUUGUACGUAACCCUGCGCAAGCUGAAAUACGCCAACGGAAAAUCUUUGGUGAAAAUAUAUUCCCACACGGAAUUCACCGAUCGACAUCGCCAGGGUGCUAUUGUCACUUUCAAUCUUAUGACGGAAAAAGGCGAUUAUAUAGGAUAUGCUCAUGUAGAAAAAAUCCUCGCUCUCUAUGAUAUUCACGUGAGGACAGGCUGUUUUUGCAAUCCUGCCGCAUGUCAAAAAUUUUUAGAUUUAUCUGAAGAGGAUUUGUGCUCCAAUUAUCUGUCUGGUCACAAAUGUGGCGAUGAGAAUGAUUUGAUUGACGGACGCCCAACUGGAGCUGUGCGCGUUUCUUUUGGUUACAUGUCACAGGGAAAUGACGUCGUUCAAUUCGUCAACAUUCUGCGCCAGUGUUUUCUUCAAGGCCAGUGUGAAAAAGUGGAAAUGGAACCGGAGCAACUUGUGUCGCGCCAACCCAAUAUUGAACUCUCAGGAAUUUGCAUAUACCCAAUUAAAUCGUGCGGCGCUUUUAGUCCAAAAGCCUGGCCAAUUUCUAAAUCAGGUUUAUUAUACGAUCGAUGUUGGGUUAUUGUAAAUGAAGCUGGAGCGGCUUUGACACAAAAGCGAGAACCGAAGCUUUGUAUGAUCCGACCAGAAAUUGAUCUAAAGGAGAAAAAACUUAUUUUAAAAUGCCUUACACAACCUUCGAUUACGAUGGAUAUAGAGGAUUGUAACUUAUCCGCUACAAAUGAACUGAAGUUUACCAAGAUAUGUGGAAGAGUGAUGCGAUUUGCUGAAUGUGAGUCCGUCGUCAAUGAAUGGCUGAGCAAGGUCAUCGGCCAACCAGCUCUGAAACUGUUAAGAUGUUUUGAAUCACAUUCGUCCUUAGUAAACGAUUCCUCAUUCCUGCUUGUCAAUCUAAAUAGCGUCAGUAGUUUACAAAUGCAGUUCAGGAAUGAUGACUCAUCGGCACCAAUUUCCACGGAAGAAUUGGUGACAAGAUUCCGAGGCAAUUUUGUGAUAAGCGGCGCAAAUGCUUUUGAGGAAGAUAGCUGGACGAAAAUAAAAAUUGGGCCGUUCGCUUUUAAGAACGUUGGUCCGUGCUAUCGGUGCCAAAUGGUUUGUGUGGAUCAAAAUACUGCCAGCCGAAAUCAAGAAGCUUUAUCGGUCUUGGCCAAUUUCCGUGGCAAAAAAAUGCCGUUUGGAAUUUGUCUUGAAAUGUCUUCGCAAUCCAAUGGUUCAGAAGUUGUUGAAAUUGGUUCCCGGAUAGUACGUGAUUAUACCGAGGAUUCUACAAUUUAAUUUCGCAAUUAAAGUUUCAUAUGUAUAGCCUGUGUGCAUUGUUAUGUUAUUAGUUAUUAUUACACAAAUGAUUAUUAA